UUUCGUACUUUUUAUCAGAGCAAACACAGAUAACCUACCUAAUGUAGCACCUUAUCUUGUAGAUAACAAAACAGCUAGCCAGUUACAAUACGAUCGAGUUUGCGAAUGGACAACGUUAUUGUUACGAAAUUUUAAAAAAAGUGAGGUGAAUUAGUGCAAUGGCGGUUGGAAAAGGUGAAGGCAAAGGGCCGGGAGUCGGAAAAUUGGAGUCGCAGAUCUACUGCAUCAAGUAUACACUCUUCUGCUUCAAUGUCGUACUAUGGCUGUUCGGCAUUUCAAUAUUCGCGCUAUGCCUAUGGAUCUGUAUAGAACCUGGCUUCAAUGAAUGGAUGCGAAUUUUGGAGCUUCAGAAAUACUUCAUUGGGAUCUAUAUAAUCUUGAUUGGGUCGCUCGCCAUCAUGGUGGUCGCCUUCCUGGGAUGCGGAGCGGCGCUUAUGGAAAAUAUCAUGUUACUUUAUGCGUACAUAGCAUCACAAAUCGGCGCAUUCGUGUUCGGGCUGAUCGGCUCGUGCGUGGUCCUGGACUUCUCCACGUACGACUCCAGCAUCCAGCCCCUGAUCAAUGACGUCAUCGUGCGGCUCAUGAACAACCCGCAGCACGAGGGCAGCAGGGAGAUCCUGAGGAUGGUACAAGAAGGGAUCGGCUGCUGUGGCUCUGAUGGGCCCAUCGACUACAUAAAUAUGCGUAAGCCUCUGCCAGCAGAGUGCCGCGACUCGGUCACCGGCAACGCCUAUUUCCACGGAUGCGUGGACGAGCUCACCUGGUACCUAGAGGGCAAGACUGGCUGGCUGGCCGGCAUCGUGCUAGCCUCGUGCAUGGUUGCGGUAGUGAACGCUGUUAUGUCUUUGGUCCUGAUUCAAGCAGUGAAAAAGGAAGAAGAAGAAGUAUCAGCAUAUAAGAAUUAGUGUGUAAUUCCAACAUGUAAUAUCAUACGCACAUAUAUCUUUUAAGUAAGUUGCCAUACGUAGACGACGUAAAAUUACAUGACAACGAAAGAAACAAGCAGAGUAGAC
Molecule: messenger RNA, 1013 nt
Organism: Cydia amplana
Lineage: Eukaryota; Metazoa; Arthropoda; Insecta; Lepidoptera; Tortricidae
Gene: Tsp2A
Product: tetraspanin-2A
Exons: 5
Coding region: 159-905 (248 amino acids)
Cellular component (GO): plasma membrane
Source: RefSeq, a predicted model, not a curated record